Marchantia polymorpha subsp. ruderalis is the source of this 897-nucleotide messenger RNA. The record is from the annotation of a GenBank genome assembly. Lineage: Eukaryota; Viridiplantae; Streptophyta; Marchantiopsida; Marchantiales; Marchantiaceae.
CUUGACCACGAGGACAACAACAUCAUGAGCCGUUAAAGAAUCAAACUUUUAUAUAGCCAUGUCAGGAGUACAAGAUGAGGAGUUCGUCAUGAUACUGGUUGCCACAAAGACAGAUCAACGUACAUAUCACAAGGUCUUCUCAGAAGGCAUCGAUCCACUAAGGUGGAUCUACACUCCUGACCAUCCUGUCCCAAUCUGGAUGAUGUCAAUAUUCCGAUCUCCACAGCAACGAGACAUCGAUCUGGUUCAACACUGAAUCCUCGGAGUUCUUUCGUCCCUUAUCCGGAGCUUGAACGGUUGGACAGCCAGAAAUUCUUCAGUCACUGGGCAGGAUCGAAAAAUUGGCGAAGAAAGUAAGUGGAGUGGAAUGCAAUGAUGCUGGUCCAGAAUCAAAUUUCCACAACAGGAAACCUCGAGAUGGGAAUAUUAUUGGAUAUUGAACCAUGUGAAGAAGAACCAGUUUGAUAUACACUGUACCUGACUUCAAAUCAUCAGUUUUAUCCAACCUAAUUUGCAAACCUCGUCAAUUGCGAUCCGACUCCACUUAAAAAAUAGAUGGCUACUAAGGACAUGCGUGGAUUGUAAUUUAUCAUAGCGGAAAAAAAUACAUUACUUUCGAUUCAAACAUACCAGGCAUAUCAAUUCCCUCCCUAGAGCUAAUGUGAUGGAGACUACCGACAUUGUUAGCUUGAUGUCAAGGGAUUAGUGUUCUGUACUGCUUUCAAGUCCUCCAUUGAUAUAGGCUUUAUAUUAUCAUGAGAUCAGGCAAAAAAAGUAGCCUCUAAUUACUCUUCCGAAUCCAAGACUCUUGAAAAUAUGCAAGGAUCCAGGAGUUUGGGCUGAAUCCGUGCGCCAAGACCGUGUACUCGCAAAUUACAAAUAAAAAGUGACAUGCCG